CCCGGGGUCGCCUCCCCGCGGGUUCUGUCGGCCGUGGCGGCAGCUGAAGCUGUGGCGGCGGUGGCCGCGGGGUGGGCGUAAUAUGGCGACAGCGGCGGCGGGAGCCCUGGGCCUGCUGUGGGGCUGGCUGUGGAGCGAGCGCUUCUGGUUGCCCCAAAACGUGAGCUGGGCCGACCUCGAGGGGCCAGGCGACGGCUACGGCUACCCGCGGGCCCGGCACAUCCUCUCGGUGUUCCCGCUGGCGGCGGGCGUGUUCUCCGUGAGGCAGCUCUUCGAGCGGUUUAUUGCCAAACCCUGUGCACUCCAUGUUGGCAUCCAGGACAGUGGUCCUUAUCAGGCCCAACCUAAUGCCAUCCUUGAAAAGGUGUUCAUAUCUGUUACCAAGUAUCCUGAUGAGAAAAGGCUGGAGGGCCUGUCAAAGCAACUGGACUGGGAUGUCCGAAAAAUCCAGUGCUGGUUUCGCCAUCGGAGGAAUCAGGACAAGCCCCCAACGCUCACUAAAUUCUGUGAAAGCAUGUGGAGAUUCACUUUUUAUUUAUGUAUAUUCUGCUAUGGAGUUAGAUUUCUCUGGUCGUCGCCUUGGUUCUGGGACACCCGACAAUGCUGGCACAGUUACCCUUAUCAGCCUCUCACAAAUGGGCUUUAUUACUAUUAUAUCAUGGAAUUGGCUUUCUAUUGGUCUCUUAUGUUUUCUCAGUUUACAGACAUUAAAAGAAAGGACUUCCUGAUCAUGUUUGUGCAUCACUUGGCCACCAUUGGGCUCAUUACCUUCUCCUACAUCAACAACAUGGUUCGAGUGGGAACUCUGGUCAUGUGUCUACAUGAUGCCUCAGACUUCUUGCUGGAGGCAGCCAAGCUGGCCAACUAUGCCAAGUAUCAGCGUCUCUGUGACACCCUUUUUGUGAUCUUCAGUGCUAUUUUUGUGGUGACUCGUCUAGGAAUCUAUCCAUUCUGGAUUCUGAACACGACCCUCUUUGAGAGUUGGGAGAUGAUCGGGCCCUAUCCCUCCUGGUGGCUCUUCAAUGGCCUUCUCCUGAUCCUACAGGUUCUGCAUAUCAUCUGGUCCUAUCUAAUUGCACGAAUUGCUUUCAAAGCCUUGAUCCGAGGAAAGGUAUCUAAGGAUGAUCGCAGUGAUGUGGAGAGCAGCUCAGAAGAAGAAGAUAUGACCAGUAGCACAAAAGGCCCCUGUGGCCGCAGCUCCAGCAAUGGUGCCGGUCGGGUGAAUGGUCACAUGGGAGGCAGCUACUGGCUGAAGAGUAAGGUGGUUGGUAUGGGGACUUCAGCAUAGAUGGACUUGUAGGGCUGCUGGCAACCUACUCCUCUGGGCCUCCCCGCAUCUGCACUCUUGUGACUAAGGGGUGUGCAGGGCACUGAGGAGAAUCAAGCAAAUAUUUUCACUUUUUUAAAAAAACUCUGCCAUUUUGUAUUUAAUAGCCUCCAGGUUCUUUCAGUAAUGUUAUUUGCUCUGUGUGUGCGCGUGCUUGUGUGCAUAUGUGCGCACAUGUGCAUAUGCAUUUGUGCAUAUGGGUGAGUUUCGUUGUCUAGGUUGGGGCACAAGCCUGGUCCCCUUUGAACCCACCUCAAUCCCAGAUUUGGCUGCAUCUUGAAUUGUGCUGGCUCCAGAGAGUCCCCUCCCUUGUUGCCCAUGGCUCUUGAAGCUCUGGCCAUCUGAACGGAGCGGCUAAGUUCAGCUCCAGGUUUCUGCAGUGUUCUUCCUUUGGAGAUGGUAUAUCUCACAUGACGUUAUAUAGAAACAGACAACCAUGAAUGGAUGGCCAGGAUUGCUGCGGCCCCUAGCUAGGUCCCCUUCCUGCCACCUGGUAGUGAUGGACAGCUGCUGAUAGAUACCCUGCUC
Messenger RNA from Kogia breviceps (pygmy sperm whale), 1855 nucleotides. It is a transcript of the gene CERS5, whose product is annotated as ceramide synthase 5. Gene Ontology annotation, cellular component: membrane. Gene Ontology annotation, molecular function: sphingosine N-acyltransferase activity; DNA binding. NCBI's taxonomy places the organism in Eukaryota, Metazoa, Chordata, Mammalia, Artiodactyla, Physeteridae. Gene Ontology annotation, biological process: ceramide biosynthetic process. The record is from RefSeq and is a predicted model, not a curated record.